AUGAGUGCUGAAAUACGUUACAAGUUAGCCAAACUUCAAAUUGAUUUAUUGUGUAAUGCCGCGGAGUCUGCUGUACAAGACAAUACAAAACUUAUCGAGUUUAAAACUCGCUGCAGUGAUCUUGUGCAAACUAAGAACGAGUACAAAGACGCUUAUGUGUCUGUGGAAGCCGGGAAGCGUGCCGGUUUUGAUCCGGACAAACACCUGCAAGAGUUUUUAGACUAUGACGCAAAACUGAAUAAUGUAAGUGUCAUUUACGCACAAUUGUUUCCGGUUGUGUCUUCGAACGUAGUUAAUUCUCAGUUCUGCAUGCCUGAUAUUCCUCUGCCGCGCAUUUCGCUUCCAUCAUUUACAGGAGAUGUCACUAAAUGGACAAAUUUUAUAAAUAUUUUCAAAAGUAUAAUUGACGAGAGUGCUACCAUCAAACCUGUGAGAAAAUUACAUUAUCUGAUAUCAUGUUUAUCAGGUGAACCUCUUGAUUUAGUCAAGCACUUGCCGCUUACUGAUCAAAACUAUGGUGUUGCUCUGACAUUAUUGGAGAACCGAUUUUCCAAUAUAAGACUUAUUGCCGAUACGCAUUUAGAAGCUAUCAUGUCACUUCCUGCUGUUGUGAAUUUGAGGUCUGACUUGAGAUCUUUCUUGAACACUUUUAACGAACACUUAGCUGCGCUUCGAGCCUUGAAAUUUAAACCUGAUGAGUGUAAAUUUGAAUUAAGUUUGUCUGGAUCGGAUAUUCCUAAAUAUUCGGAACUUAUUGCUUUCUUGGAAUAUCAAUGUAAGGCAUUAGAAAUGUCUAUUGCUUUGAAGGCAACAGUUAGCGGCUCACCUAAACAACCUGUUGUCAAGACACCGCCUCAUCGCAAUACUAAAAUGGUAAUGCAUGUCCAAGAGAGCAAUAAGGAAAUAAAUUGUCGAUAUUGUAAUUUGGAUCAUUACAUGUAUAUGUGCAAUAAAUUCAAGGCUUUGAAUCUUGAUCAGCGUAGAGAUUUUCUGAAAUCUAAAAAUUUGUGUUUCAAUUGUUUUGGUACACACAAAUAUCAUGAGUGUAGUUCAUUACAUAAAUGUAAGUUGUGUCGGGCUAAACACCACACUUUGAUCUGUCCGUCUUCGACACAACCUGAUGGCACUCCACCUGCGGUGAAGUCAGCUGUUGUCGUGGCUGAAAUGGUUGAGCCUUCAUAUCCAGAAGGUGAACAAGAACCUAAUAGCAUUACUAGUGUUAAUAAUGCUACAAUGAAGUCUUUCAUGGUAAAGGAUACUAAGCCAAAUUUGCCAAAUAUCCUGUUAGCUACGGCCAUGGGUCUUGCUGGGAAUGGUGAUGGACAUUUCCAACCUGUUCGCUUGUUUAUUGAUCCAGGCGCAGAAUGUUCAAUAAUCUCUGAGGAGUGUGUUCAAAGACUUCAACUUAAACAUAACCAUCAACCUGUGUCUAUCUAUGGUGUAGGGCCGAGUGUGCCUCAUCGGUCUCAUGGAAUGACCAAUGUGUUUUUGAAGUCCAUGACUUCUGACAAGCCGUUGCUAACUGUUUCGGCUGUCAUUUUGAAGUAUGCUACUGGCGACUUGCCCAGUGUCUCUCUGUCUGCGGACAUAAAAUCAAAUUAUCAGGGCCUGCAAUUGGCUGAUAAUGAUUUUUUCCUGUCUAGGCCUAUAGACAUUUUAUUAGGCAGUGAUGUCUACAAUGACAUUUUCUGCGGUGAGAAGGUGUGGCCUUCCACUGACUUACCGGCGGCUUACGGAACCAUUUUUGGUUGGCCUGUCGCAUUCACUUGUGACAUCAAGGGUAUGUACAGACAAGUACUUGUGCACCCGGACGAUCGUGACUAUCAAAGAAUUCUCUGGCGUCAACACACUGAUGAUCCCAUUAGAGAAUUUCGUUUGAGGACGGUCACUUUCGGAGUCUCCUCAAGUCCGUUCCUCGCUAUGAGGUGUAUCUGGAAAUUGGCAGAGGAGACCAAGACCUCACACCCUGUCGCUAGUCAAAUUUUGUCAGAUCAAAUUUUUGUUGAUGACAUAGUGACGGGAGCUCCUGAUCUUGACACAGCUCGAAAGACGCUGCCUCCCGAGGUUUGA
This is a messenger RNA of Cydia fagiglandana, 2070 nucleotides long. RefSeq lists its product as uncharacterized. The transcript has 4 exons. Lineage: Eukaryota; Metazoa; Arthropoda; Insecta; Lepidoptera; Tortricidae. Bases 1 to 2070 code for a protein of 689 amino acids. The record is from RefSeq and is a predicted model, not a curated record.